Molecule: messenger RNA, 1110 nt
Organism: Coniophora puteana RWD-64-598 SS2
Lineage: Eukaryota; Fungi; Basidiomycota; Agaricomycetes; Boletales; Coniophoraceae
Exons: 11
Coding region: 1-1110 (369 amino acids)
Source: RefSeq, a predicted model, not a curated record
AUGGACGCUGCCAUAGUCUUCGCUGCGAAAGAGGGACAGAUCUCCAAGCUCACGUCCUACUCCAGACUAGCACUUGUGGUCUGGGACAUUGUUGUAAACAUGAGACGUGAAGUAGACCUCAUCUGGCGACCGAAAUUCCGCUUUUCAAGUCUGUUAUACCUGAUGGUCCGAUACCCAAUCAUUGCGUACUCAAUUUGGGCGGUUGGGUACAAACUCUCUACUCCGCACUGCGACGCCCUAGACAAGUUUACCUUCUCGAUAUCACUGUUUCCAACACGAAUCGCCACGAUCAUAUCAUUCGCGAUGAGGGUAUACGCAGUGACGGAUCGCGGGCGCUUGAUGAUAGGCCGCAUCAUGAUUGCCCUACUUGCCCUUGCCGGGAUAUUGGUGGUAGCAUUAGACAUAGCUCAAAUACCUAACAUGGGCUGCAGCCCCUCAGAUUACCCACUGUUGACUGCCCUAGUCUUCAUAUCACUCUGCGUGUUUGAUGUUCUCGCUACGGCGAUGAUUCUUACACGGAUGACCACCAUCGUCCGCUUGAACGGAGGAACGAAAGCGCUUGACAUAUCGACGUUGACUGGAGUCGUUGUCGCUAGCGGCCUCAUGUUCUUUGUCGUCGUCACCAUCGUGCAAGUCGGAGCAGUAAUCCUGUACUACGUCCCAUCAAACGCAUACAGCACCUUCCUGAACAACUACACCCUCGUCCUCUCCGCCGUCCUCAUCUCGCGCUUCCUCCUCGACCUGCGCGAGAUCGCGUACGAGCCGGACGAGGCGACCAUUGCUGCGCUGAGGAGCCUGCGGUGUGCCGCUGGCCCGGCUGGCGGAAAACAUUCGACGAUCGGGUUCGUGCGCGACUUUGAGGAUCCGUUUGGGUUUGAUAUUGAUGCUGGAGACUUCGAGCGUGAACUUGAUGCAGAAGUGGCUGGUGUUAUGCGUCGGCAUGUGGUUGAGCGGUGCCCCCAGGUUCGGAGUGUGUCGCCAUACAAGGGUGCAGAACGGGUUGAACCCAGAGAGAUGAUAGACAUACGGAGGAACGCGAUGGAAAGCACCAGCUCGGAGGACGACUUUGCUGACUACUUGAGAUGGGAGAAAAGUUUAUGCCAGCAGUAG